GGCAAUUAUGCGCCAAUUCCUCCACGAACCAGUAUGGUAGAAGGAGCUCAGCUCUCAAACGCCAUGGCUGGGAUCGCCACCGGCUGUCCAUUGAAGCUGGUGCAUACCCAGACCUCCACCAAUACUACGCCGUCUUUGCUUCCCAUAUCUUCUUCUUUCGACUCCAAGCUCUUUGGUCUUCGUCUUCAAAACUCCAGCCUGGCCAAGUCCAGCUCUCUCGUCUAUGCAUCUUCCAGUUUCAGCGCCGCAAUCACUUCCCGAUAUGGUGGUGGGUCUCGCUAUUCGGGUCCUGACAAACGGUCACGCCAGAGUUACUCCGAUGAUGAUCAAGCCCUUGAUAUUUCAACUAUCAGGUCAGAUUCCGUGAGGCUUAUCGAUGAGAACCAGAAUAUGGUUGGAAUUGUGUCUAAAAGUGAGGCCGUUCGAAUUGCUGAAGAUGCUGAACUCGAUCUUGUUAUAUUAUCACCAGAUGCAGAUCCCCCAGUUGUCAAAAUAAUGGAUUACAAUAAAUAUAGAUAUGAACAGCAGAAGAAGAAAAGAGAUCAGCAGAAGAAAAGUGCAGCGAGUCGGAUGGCACUGAAGGAGCUAAAAAUGGGUUAUAACAUUGAUCAACAUGAUUAUUCUGUCCGGUUGAAAGCUGCUCGGAAGUUUUUGAAAGAUGGUGACAAGGUUAAGGUCAUAGUGAACUUGAAAGGUCGUGAAAAUGAGUUCCGGAAUAUUGCGAUCGAGCUUAUCAGACGUUUCCAGAAUGAAGUUGGGGAGCUUGCAACAGAGGAAGCCAAGAACUUCCGUGACAGGAACAUAUUCAUAAUUUUAGUUCCUAACAGGACUGUUCUACAGAAAGGGCAGGAACCACCAGCUAAAAAGGAUAAAUCAGCAGUAAAUGAAGUAUCAGCUGGUGUGUGAGUUGACUAAUGUUCGGAGGAAGGCUUGACAGAAAAAGAAAUUUGUGGUAUUUUGAUUUAUAUUGGUCAAUGAGGUUGGGGGAUGUUCAAGGGUUAUGUAUAGCAUUAGUGUUAAAACUGUGCUGAAAUAUGUUAUUAGAUUUUGAUUUAGAAAUUAUCUUAUUAAAUUUGUUACCAUAUAUUGCAGUGAAGCAUUUGCUCCUACCAAUCAUCAAGUAACUCUUUUUUUGGGUCCCAAAAAAAAAAAAAAGAAAAAAAAAAUUGUAAAAUAUAAAAGCACCAAUGGUAGUAUGGUUGGUUUUUUGUUUUUUUUAAUAUUUUUUUCUGCUUAAUUGUGGAUAAUUUGCUUAUCUCAAAUGUGUGUUGUGGUAAUUAUAGUUUGUUAAAACACUUGAACAGCUAUAAUAUAAAGUUGCAUUCAAUUGGUGCC
Messenger RNA from Ziziphus jujuba (common jujube), 1335 nucleotides. RefSeq names its product translation initiation factor IF3-4, chloroplastic. The transcript is spliced from 9 exons. The record is from RefSeq and is a predicted model, not a curated record. Gene Ontology annotation, molecular function: translation initiation factor activity; ribosome binding. The coding region runs from base 34 to 906 and encodes 290 amino acids. NCBI's taxonomy places the organism in Eukaryota, Viridiplantae, Streptophyta, Magnoliopsida, Rosales, Rhamnaceae. Gene Ontology annotation, biological process: translational initiation; ribosome disassembly.